AUGGACUCCGAGGAGAUCAACGACGAGAGCGACCACGACGACCAGAACUCGCCGGGAUACUACACCAGGUCCAAGAGAAGGAAGCUGAACAAGAAGCAGCUGGAAGUGGCGACUGUGAGCAGCCCAGACCUAACGGAAAGAAAGAGGAAGAACCCCAUCAUGUUCGUGCCGUCGGAAAUACUCCAGACGGUGUUCAAAUAUGUGUCACACCACGAAUUAAGUGGAAGCAUAAGGCUUGUUAAUCGCAGAUUUAAGAUAAACGCGGAGAACGUGCUGAACCUGGCUUUCAAGAAAAUUGAGAAGAACCUUAACGUUUUGAUAAAAAACGCAGAGGUUUCGCUUGCUUAUACGCAGGAUGAUAUGGAGAUCAAAUGCGUUUCCAAGUUGUUGAACAUGUUGGAAAUUUUAAAGGUGCAAUAUUCUAUAGUGAUGUCCACCAUAUGGAGGUACGUGUACAACGAAUAUUACAGAACCAACAGGUCUUGCAUGUAUGGAGGUCUUCUCAUUGAUACUCACAACAUCUUCUUGUGGAAAUUUGUGCAUUAUCCCAACCUACUCUACGCUCCAGCCGUUGUGAAAGACUAUGCAUUGCCUCAAGAAGUGACAAGGAUUAUCCAGAUGACCAAGACGUUCUGCGUCCACUUCGACAAAGUCAACGAAGAAGCUCUCCACAACUGCUUGGUGUACAGUGGUUGCAAAGUUAUCGACAUUUUGGACUGUGCAAAGUUCAUCCAGAAACUGGUCCUCGACGAGAAAGUAACGUCAGACACUUUUGUAGCAAGAUACAACUACUUUUUCCAAAACUCCUGGUUCAUCGGGCUUCCGAUUUCAGUGACCAAGGAGAUGGAAUGGAAUCAGAAGCAGAGGAUGAUGCACAUGCGACUGAGGAGGGUCGUCUUGGCCCACAACGAUAUGUUCCUUCAGCAAGCUCAAUACGAGAGAGAGCUGAUCUUGAGGCCAGGUCCAACGAUCAGAAUCAAGAAACCUGGGAACAACGUCUACACCGGGUAUGGGGACGUGAUGGAUACGUUUUUUUAUUAUGGAGUCAUGAACGAUGGUGCUUACAUACAAAAGUUUCACCUGGACGAGGACAACGACGAAGACGAGGUGGACGAAGAGGUCCAGAACCAAGCGGGCAACGGCCCCCACGCCAACGUCCCGAGGAACAACUCAGAGGAGGACAUCUUCUACCAGAUAGCCCACUUGGGGUUCCGAAUGAACAUAGAAGUGAGGUGCCCCCUUUCCUACGCUCCCUUGAAGAUACUGGAGAAACUGGACACUAACCAACAGGAUAUUCUCAAGAAGAAGCAUAAGACUAAAGGCCCGACGGGCAUCUCCAUCGUUUUCGAGUGCGAAGGGGCUUCGUAUCCACGGCUACCCACCAUCUACGAGUACCACUUCAAACCAAAGCUUUUGUGA
Anoplophora glabripennis (Asian longhorned beetle) is the source of this 1419-nucleotide messenger RNA. RefSeq lists its product as uncharacterized. Gene Ontology annotation, molecular function: protein binding. The transcript is spliced from 6 exons. Bases 1 to 1419 code for a protein of 472 amino acids. The record is from RefSeq and is a predicted model, not a curated record. Lineage: Eukaryota; Metazoa; Arthropoda; Insecta; Coleoptera; Cerambycidae.